Molecule: messenger RNA, 2790 nt
Organism: Monodelphis domestica (gray short-tailed opossum)
Lineage: Eukaryota; Metazoa; Chordata; Mammalia; Didelphimorphia; Didelphidae
Source: RefSeq, a predicted model, not a curated record
GAGCGGCAAGGUCGCGGGGCGGCGCCGGGCCGGGCCGUUGCGGCCCGCGAUGCGGCGCCUGGGCUCGGUGCAGAGGAAGGUGCCCUGCGUGUUUGUGACGGAGGUGAAAGACGAGCCGUCGGUCAAGAGGGAGCAUCAGGGUCUACUGCUGUACCCACUGGAUCACUGGCUUCAAGCUUCAAUCAGGGACCUGCAGUGGCUUUUGGCUCUACACUCUCAGGCUUGACACCAGAGACUUCUGCUGCCACCACCACUUCUGGGUCUACACUGCUUCCCUAGCAAACUCUUCCCUUCCACUGUCUUCUACCCCAAGUAUUUCAGCUGGGGCUCCAUCCACUUUGGUUGGAGCACCUGGUCUUGGAGUGCCAGGAUUUGGAUUAAAGUUUCCUGGAUCAACAAAUACAUCUACUUUCACUACCACUACUAUGACUUCAACUUCCAUGUCAGGCUUUGCUUUGAAUCUGAAGCCACCAACAACACUGGGCACUGGCAUCAUCCCUUCUACUAGUGCUACUCUGCCCUCUGCUACCACAACUCCAAGGCCCACAAUGGAUCAGGAGAUUCCCCCAAGCUCUGUGAUGACUUAUGCUCAGCUGGAAAGUUUGAUCAAUAAAUGGAGUCUGGAAUUGGAGGACCAGGAGAAACACUUCCUUCAUCAGGCCACCCAGGUGAAUGCUUGGGACCAGACAUUAAUUGAGAAUGGUGAGAAGAUUACAUCUCUACAUAGAGAAGUAGAGAAAGUGAAGCUGGACCAGAAGAGGCUGGAUCAAGAACUGGACUUCAUCCUGUCCCAGCAGAAGGAGCUGGAAGACUUACUGGCCCCUCUGGAGGAGGCUGUGAAGGAGCAGAGUGGGACCAUCUAUUUGCAGCAUGCCGAUGAGGAGCGGGAAAAAACUUAUAAACUCGCAGAGACUAUUGAUGCUCAGCUGAAGUGCAUGGCCCAGGACCUGAAGGACAUCAUUGAACACCUGAAUGUGUCUGGAGGGUCUCCUGACACCAGUGACCCACUACAGCAGAUCUGUAAGAUUUUGAAUGCACAUAUGGACUCGCUUCAGUGGAUUGAUCAAAAUUCAGCCUUGUUGCAGCGGAAAGUAGAAGAGGUAUCGAAGGUUUGUGAGAGUCGACGCAAGGAACAGGAACCCAGCUACCGGACCGUCUUUGACUAAAUGGCCUGAGAAGUCUUGGAUAGUGUCACUGUGUUGUUCGUUACUUAUGCAUUGUAUAAAAGGUGUUAGGCUCUAAGUUGAGUAAAACAUACAAUUAUUAUCUAUUACAAUUAAUUUUCAUUAGAGCAAAGUUUUAGGGUAUUUUUCCAUUCUAAAUUUUGAGUAAAAUAUACAUUACUGUCUAUUGCAGUUCAUUUUUGUUACAGUAACCUUUGUGGAUAUUCUUUUCCCAUUCUAGAAAUCUUGAGUAAAAUGUAUAAUUACCAUCUAUUGCAGUUAAUUUUCAGUACAGUAAAGUUUAAGAGCAUUCUUCCCAUUCUAAAUCUUUAAGAAGAAAGAUGCUUACUGUAAUUUUGCAUUAGUUAUAUCAACGUUUUGUGAAUCUCUUUGCUCAUUAAAUUGGUCACAGUGCUUUGUGAAGUCAAAAAAUAAAGAUCUGUGUUUUGGGGCAAGAUAGAAUAGGGCAGAAAUAGUGUAUGGAUUGGAGGCACUGAAGUUGACUAGGUUGAGGCUGAGACUCGUAUGUCAGAAUAGUUAUAUAUGUUGAAGUCGUCAAUGAUGAUACUGGGAAGCAAGGGGAAGAGGAAGGCUAAGCCAGGAACUAAGGUUAUUGAUGAGGUGGAAAGCUUCUAUGAGAUCAGUAUGUGACAGCAGUGUGGAUAAAGAAAUUUCUUUUAGUAAGACCUCAUCUGGAAUAUGGUAGGGGCCCCCUAUUUGAGAGGGAUACUUUCCAAAACCUACCAGGGAUGACUGAAACCAUGGAUAUAAGGUUAAGGUGAACACCCCCUUACCCAAUACGUAUGUAUGUGUUCACUUUACCUUCCUGGCCCUCAGCUUAGCCCUCCAAGCCUCACAUCUUCCCCAACCCCAAACCCCUUCCCCUGCUUCCCCCCCAAAAAAACCACUUUUAAAAAUAAAGUGAAAGUGACAAGAAGUACAAGGGAAAACAGAAGAGCCCACGGUUGCCCUUCUGUACUUCCUGAUCAGGAUAACUGAAUAUGGACAUUCUUCCAUGACUUUCCUGGUCAGGGAGGUGGUGCUUCAACUAUUAACCCUGGAAAACUGAAAUCACCAAAAAUGGAACCAUAAAUAAAUGAGACUUACUGUAUAUAUUCAGUUAUAAGCACAGAAUUUAAGAAAACUUGAGAAGCUGGUAAGCUUCCAGCAUACAGGGCACUCAGAUGUAGAGGUCAUUGAAAACCAUGUCAUAUGAAAAUCUAUUGAAGAAGGUGGUAAUAAUUAGCCCAGAGAAGAGGAUAAUUACAGGGAGAAGAUCUGAAAUGUACCAUUAUAGCAAUUUCUUAGAAUCUCUAGUUUCUUUCAAAGCUCAACUCUGAUGCCAUUUCCUACAUGAGGCCUCUGCUUAUCUCCCCAGAUCUUGGUGCCUUCCCCACAAAGAAGGACCCUGUAUUUGUCAUGUAAUUUAUAUAUAUAUAUGUAUAUUAUAUAUAUAUAUACACACACACACACAUAUUUAUAUAAUUUGUAUAUGUUGUGUUCUCCCCCACUCAAGAAUGUAAAUUUGAGGAUAAAAACUGGUAUGUUUUCUUCUCUGUAUCUCCAGCAUCUACUGUGGUGCUUCACACAUAAUAGUUGCUUAAUAAAUGUUUUUUUUUUUAUUUGA